GUGCAGCGAGGGCGGGCGCAGUGCCGGAGCCGGGGAGGGGCUCCUUCAAGAAACGCCGCUGCUGCUCGCCUGCUCGCUGGGCGCUGGCAUUGUGGCCACCAGCCGGGCGCUCGGGGCCACGCGCGGCCACCUCUCCAGCCUUUCGCCCAUCCGAACUGCCGGCGGACCUGGGCGGGGACCCCGGCGGGGCUCCUGCAGCCGCUGGCCGGUACGCACGGCCAGCGCCCCGAGAGGACCACGGCGCCCUCGGCGACUGGCUGGCCUUCCCGCCCCUGACCGCCCGCGUCCCGGCCGCCUUUGUGCCGGCAUCUCGCUCCGCCCGGGGAGCCGAGGGCCGGCGGGGGCGCGGCGCGCACGGCCGCGCGAUGCCCAGCUCGCUGUUUGCAGACCUGGAGCGCAACGGCGGCGGGGGAAACGGCGGCGGGGGAGGCGGCGGCGGCGGCGGCGGCGGUGGUGGCAGCAGCGGCGGGGGUGAGACCCUGGACGACCAGAGAGCUCUGCAGCUUGCUCUCGACCAGCUCUCCCUGCUGGGUCUGGACAGCGACGAGGGCGCGUCUCUGUACGACAGCGAACCCAGAAAGAAGAGCGUGAACAUGACCGAGUGCGUGCCAGUGCCCAGCUCCGAGCACGUCGCGGAGAUCGUGGGGCGGCAAGGUUGUAAAAUCAAAGCUCUGCGGGCAAAGACCAACACUUACAUCAAGACCCCAGUGCGCGGGGAGGAGCCUGUCUUUGUUGUGACGGGCAGGAAGGAAGAUGUGGCCAUGGCUCGGAGGGAGAUCAUUUCUGCAGCGGAGCACUUCUCCAUGAUCCGCGCCUCGCGGAACAAGAACACGGCCCUCAACGGUGCAGUGCCCGGGCCACCCAACCUGCCGGGGCAGACCACCAUCCAGGUGCGAGUGCCCUACCGCGUGGUGGGGCUUGUAGUGGGGCCCAAGGGCGCCACGAUUAAACGCAUCCAGCAGCAGACGCACACAUACAUCGUGACGCCCAGCCGAGACAAGGAGCCUGUGUUUGAGGUGACAGGCAUGCCAGAGAAUGUGGACCGCGCGCGAGAGGAGAUUGAGGCACACAUUGCCCUGCGCACCGGUGGCAUCGUCGAACUAACCGAUGAGAAUGACUUCCACGCCAACGGCACUGACGUGGGCUUCGAUCUGCACCACGGUUCCGGCGGGUCCGGCCCUGGCAGCCUCUGGAGCAAGCCCACCCACAGCAUCACGCCCACCCCAGGCCGCAAACCCUUCUCCAGCUACCGCAACGACAGCUCCAGCUCUCUCGGCAGCGCAUCCACAGACUCUUACUUCGGUGGGGGGACCGGCGGUAGCGCGACCGCCACCCCACGCCUGGCGGACUACAGCCCUCCCAGCCCUGCACUCAGCUUUGCGCACAAUGGGAACAACAACAAUAACGGCAAUGGGUACACGUACCCAGCUGGGGAUGCCCCAGCGCCAUCUCCCGACGGCUGCCCGGAGCUGCAGCCCACCUUUGACCCGGCACCCGCGCCCCCGCCUGGCGCGCCCCUUCUUUGGGCCCAGUUCGAGCGGUCCCCAGGAGGUGGCUCUGCAGCCCCGGUGUCGUCCUCCUGCUCCUCCGCGUCCUCGUCCGCCUCUUCGUCCUCUGUGGUCUUCCCUGGGGGUGGCGCCAGCGUGCCCUCCAACGCCAACCUGGGGCUUCUAGUGCAUCGCCGGCUGCACCCUGGCGCCAGCUGCCCGCGCCUGUCUCCACCCUUGCACAUGGCCCCGGGGGCGGGCGAACACCACCUGGCUCGCCGGGUGCGCAGCGACCCGGGCGGAGGCGGUCUGGCCUACGCCGCGUAUGCCAACGGGCUGGGGACACAGCUGCCUGGUCUGCAGUCCUCGGACACGUCGGGUUCCUCUUCGUCUUCCAGCUCCUCCUCCAGCUCUUCCUCCUCUUCAUCUGGGCUGCGGAGGAAGGGCAGCCGCGACUGCUCAGUGUGCUUCGAGAGCGAAGUGAUUGCCGCGCUGGUGCCCUGUGGCCAUAACCUUUUUUGCAUGGAGUGUGCCAACCGCAUCUGUGAGAAGAGUGAGCCCGAGUGCCCGGUCUGCCACGCUGCGGUCACGCAGGCCAUCCGCAUCUUCUCCUGAGGCUGCUGCACCAGCGUGCUCUGUGCGCGGGGACCUGGUCCCUUCUUCUUGGGCCUCUUCCCCAGCGCCUGCCGGCGGGCCUCCGGAUGCCCUACUGUCCCCUCCUCACCCACUCCACACUCUGAGAUCCGACAGGAGCUUGGGAAGCUGUAGUAUCCACUCAGUUUUAAAAUAUAGUUUUGAAACAAAGGAACUUGCCAGCUUAUCUACAUGGAGAGUACUGUAGCCUGGGAAAUAUGAACCACCCGAAAUGCAUGCUCUAUAAAUAAUAGGAACGGCAACAUUCUAGUGAUGAUAGUUUUUACACUGUACUUAAUAGGAAGCUUCCAAAAGAAGAGAACCCCACAAGUUUUCCAUUUUCUUAAAGUAGGAAGAGACGAACAAUGAUGAUGAUGAUGGAGAGGAUGGGAAUAGUGCUAUGGGAUGUGUGGACUGUCUUGUGUGUUCCCCUCCAUGAGUGGAUUCCUCUGAUGCUCAGUGUGGAACACAAGUGCAUCCUUUUUGAAUGUUCGUGGAAGGGCCAGGAGUUCCUGUGAAACCAGGAUACUGCAGCUUUAUUAAAGAAACUGUAACAUAUCUCUUAUAUAUUAAAAACCUUUAAAAGUUUUAAAGAGAAAUUGCAUUAAUACAGAUUGAAGUAUUUUAUUCUUUUUUGACUUGAAAAAUUAUAUUUCAUAUUGCAAAGAUGUUUACAAGUAUUUUAAUUUAAGUUCAGUGAACUUUUUUGUAGCUGGGUUAAAUCUUUUUAUUUUAGUAUGGCCUUAUGGCAAAGAACACUGUAUUAUUUUAAUAAUCACACAGUUGUGACGGAAUUACAAACCAUAAAAUGUGUAACGUUUUGAGCAGUAUUCUGUUGGGAUGGAGAUUUUAUAGGUUCAGACAAAUCUUCUAGAUCUGCUUCACCCAGCAUAUUUUCUAUUCAGUGAUAUAAAGCAUAUUUUAUUCUAUAUUAUUACAAAAAACGGAAAUGUAUAAACACGUCAAAAGGAACUGUUAAUGCUUUCUAACAUUUGUAUAAAUAGAAUCCAGUGCAAGUUACAAAAAUUCUGUUGCACCACUAUAGUUUUAGUAUUUCUAUUUUAAUACAUUUGUUUACCACUCGUUUAUGUAUAUGUAGGUGAUGUUACUUGAGCUUAAAUGUACUUUACUGAGCAAAGUUUAAAAAACAAAGUAUAUUUUAUUUUAUGAUAAAGGGCCUUUAACCUCAUGGUCAAAUACUAAUAUUAUAUUUGCUGAGACAAGAUUUGAAAUUGUAUCAAGAGUUUUAUUUUUCUGACAUUUAAAGUUCUACAUAAUAAAGGUAAAACUUAAGUAAUGGUGCUACUUCAUUUUUUAAGUAUUUCUAUAUAAAUAAAAAUAUUGAAGAAAAUA
Molecule: messenger RNA, 3473 nt
Organism: Cavia porcellus (domestic guinea pig)
Lineage: Eukaryota; Metazoa; Chordata; Mammalia; Rodentia; Caviidae
Gene: Mex3b
Product: mex-3 RNA binding family member B
Exons: 2
Coding region: 366-2102 (578 amino acids)
Molecular function (GO): RNA binding
Source: RefSeq, a predicted model, not a curated record